Messenger RNA from Hyalella azteca, 1991 nucleotides. Its product is annotated as protein IMPACT-B. Gene Ontology annotation, biological process: regulation of translational initiation. The transcript is spliced from 7 exons. NCBI's taxonomy places the organism in Eukaryota, Metazoa, Arthropoda, Malacostraca, Amphipoda, Hyalellidae. Bases 294 to 1163 code for a protein of 289 amino acids. Gene Ontology annotation, cellular component: cytoplasm. The record is from RefSeq and is a predicted model, not a curated record. Gene Ontology annotation, molecular function: protein binding.
UUGCCAAUAUCUUUUUCUAAUAACAGUAUUACCUUCUGCAAUGUUUGGAUGAAAAGAAAUUGUAAAAGCAUUUUAUUUCAACGAAAAACUUAGUCCUAUUAGUACUCAAGUUAUGGAAAACUUGUAGCCAAGUCUGUAUAUAUUACAAGAAAUACUAAAGGCUUGGUUUUAAAAAUUGAAAAAGUUAUUGUAACAAAUUUGGUGAGUGCUAAGUUGCUAACUGGGAGCUUAACGAAGAAAUAUUUAGGAAGUGAAAUUAUCUAAACAAGAUACAAUGCUUGCUUCUUAUCAAAAUGUCAGAAGAUAAUACAACUCAGCAGUGUGAUGAAAUCGAAGCUGUAUCUGCAAUCUAUGGAGAUGACUUCCAGGUGGUGGACCAAUAUCGUAGAGAGUACAGCAUUUCGAUUUGUGUUGCAAGCCUUGUUGUGCUGCUGCAGGUGAGACUGCCAGAUGAGUAUCCCAGCCAAAGUGCACCUCACUAUGAGCUGGUGGCAGCUUGGUUACGAGGGGAGCAGCGUUCAAAAUUGCGCGAGUGCCUUGAUCAAGUUUACUUAGAACACGUCGGUGAGUGUGUGCUGUACAUCUGGGCAGAACGUGUGCGCGAGUUCCUACAGGACCUUGUUGACCAAGAUGCACAAGUGGAAGAAACCAUCAAGGAGUUUGAACAGACAAACUUGUUAAAUAAGCCAAGCGCUGGUGAUGACGAGAGCUGCCAGAGUAGCGAUGAAGGCUGCCCCUCCAUCACUUCAGGCGACCUCAUCAUCGACCGCAAGAGCGUCUUCCAGCCCCACCUGGCGCGCGUCACGGAUGUGCGGCAAGUGCCGCUCGUGUUGAGCCGCCUCAAGCAGAACCGCAAGAUCGCGACAGCGACACACAACAUCUACGCGUACCGCAUCGUGCUGCCGGACGCCGUCAUGGCGCAGGACUGUGAGGACGACGGCGAAACUAAAGCUGGAUCUCGUAUGCUGCACCUCAUGGCGGUACUGGAUGUGGUGAACGUUUUGGUGGUGGUGACGCGCUGGUAUGGCGGCUGCCACAUCGGUCCUGACAGAUUCAAACACAUCAAUGCCGCCACGAGGUCCAUAUUGGAAAUAUGCGGCUUCUUAGACGACGCCCAGGGAUCCAGUAAAAAGAAGCAAAUAAGUACGCGUAAAACCAAAUGAAACGCGAUGUUGUGUUUAUCCUAGAGGACUAAACUGAGAAUAUCAUUUGAAAAGAACUGUAGAACUGGUUUAUAUAAACUAACUUUAAUUGGUGUGCAUUGUGAUAUAAAUGCGGAGCAUCAGGUUAUUUAGUUCAAUUAUCGAUUCUUGCGGUUUUGACGAUGAAGUUUAACUUUAUGCGCUUGGGUGGAGGCUCUCCCAAAUUUGACGUGAAGAAAUUUUGGAAUUAUGUCGUUGAAUGGGAGUUUAUCAGUCGGUUUUUUAUCUAAAUUUUUAAAAUUCAUUUUACUUGGAUCAAUACUGUGAUUGCACAAAGCUGAAGGAAGUUUCUUCUAAGGAUUCGAUCAGCCUCGCUAAGUAAUUUAUUGAGUUCCUUUUGGCAAGCUAAAGCCUAAUUUAAUACUGAAUACGUAUAUAUCAAUAUAUUGCAAUCUUUCUCCACAAGAUAGAUUUGUUAUUUACUAGCUCAGCUACAUCGGUGAAAUCGAAUUCUAAAUUGAUUUUUUACCCUAAUUUUACUUUUUACCAGACAUAGAGCUUAACGUCAGUUUUUUCCAAUGCUAAUUAUAUGGCUCUGAUAGAAAUUAUUUUCCGUUAUUUCCGCUGUUUCAAGUGAAAUAUUAGAGUGGAAUUUUAAACACGUGGAUUUGAGUGAAGUAUUUGUGCCUUGCAACAUUCUGCAAAAAAUGUAUAUUCUGUCAGGGCUCGCAUCUAGUGUAUUGAUUGCCUCAUGAUCGCUUAUAUUUUACAAACCAUAUCAUAUAUUUUUCUUAUGAAUAAGUAUAAUCUAACACGUCUUUCAAUUAACGUAUAAAGUUGAUCACUUUU